AGUCAUGUAUCAGCUGCUGGGGAUGUAACCAUGGCAACGGCGGCCCCAGGAGGUGGUGUUUACAUCGUUACCGGCGGUGAGCACUUCCAUCCUCAAGGCCGGACCCUUUCUUUUCACUCCUAGGUCUUUAUUCUGCCAUUUGACGAUCUGGGUGAGCUACUGCUACUUGUUCUUGUCAACUCAAGUGUCCAGUGCCUUCCCGAGAACCAGUCCCUGCGUCUGUCAAACAAAAUACUGGAAGAGUUAUGGCGAGGCGAAUUGCAGCGGUCUUAAUUGAUCUGAGUGGAACAAUUCACAUAGAGGAUGCUGUCAUUCCAGGUGCAAUUGAUGCCCUUAAAAGAUUACGAGAAACAAACGUCAAGAUUAAGUUUGUUACCAACACCACCAAGGAGUCCAAGCAUGUCCUGCAUGAGAGACUAAAGAGAAUUGGCUUUGGAAUUGACAUUGAGGAAAUAUUUACAUCCUUGACAGCAGCACGACAGUUGAUAGAUCAAAGGAACUUGCGUCCAUACAUGCUUGUGGCCGAUGCAGCAAAGGAGGAUUUUUCUGGUGUCAGUUGUGAAAAUGAAAAUGCUGUGUUGGUUGGCCUGGCUCCUGAGUACUUCAAUUAUGAACACAUGACAAAAGCCUUCAGACUGCUACUUGACGGAGCUCCACUCAUUGCGAUUCACAAGGGUCGCUACUACAAGAGGAGUGAUGGCCUGGCUCUGGGCCCUGGGGCUUUUGUGUCUGGUCUGGAGUAUUCCUCAGGUUGUAAGGCAGAGGUAGUGGGCAAACCUGAACCUGCCUUCUUCCACUCUGCCCUGCAAGACCUGGGAUGCUCUCCCUCGCAGGCAGUCAUGAUCGGCGAUGAUGCGCGAGAUGACGUCUGUGGAGCCAUGAACGCUGGCCUGGCCGGCAUCCUGGUGAAGACAGGGAAGUACCGGCCAGGGGAUGAGGGCCAGACUGACCCGGCACCCUCGCACGUGGCUCAGGACUUUCCAGAGGCUGUUGACUUUCUCAUCACUAAUUGGCUUAAGCCACAAUAAGAGGGAGAUAUUUAUAUCUGACUAUUGACUCUGGGCAGAGUAGUUGUGGUGUAGUUGUGGUGACUCAGGAGCAUUAAUUGUUUUGUGUAAAAUACUAAUAAAUAAUAAACAUGGGAUUAUCUAA
Molecule: messenger RNA, 1152 nt
Organism: Eriocheir sinensis (Chinese mitten crab)
Lineage: Eukaryota; Metazoa; Arthropoda; Malacostraca; Decapoda; Varunidae
Product: haloacid dehalogenase-like hydrolase domain-containing protein 2
Exons: 6
Coding region: 246-1028 (260 amino acids)
Biological process (GO): dephosphorylation
Molecular function (GO): phosphatase activity
Source: RefSeq, a predicted model, not a curated record